AUGACGUCGCCCGGCCUUACUGGCGUCUAUCCGGCGUGGCCCGUCUCGCCGGCCAGCAGCGCUGCUCUGCUCUGCAACCUGUCGAAUCGUGGACUCGGCCUGAACGGCUUCGACUCGCCAGCGGGUCAACACCUCUUGUCCGCCUACCAAACGCCGACUGCCGGCACAAACCUUCUGCCGGCCAGCUUCUCUCCUGCUCAAACAACGGUCUCCCUCGCCCUUCGAUCCCAUGCCAACGAGGCUCCCAACACCGGCAAGUUGCUACAUCAGCCCAACAACUUGGCGACGUCGGCGUCAGACCAUUUGCCGACCAGCGGACUGCACUUCUUCUCCACAGACACAACAGACUUACAGAACGGCCUACAUCCGUCGCGAGCGCACGCAUUUGGCCCGGAGCAUCAACAGGCUCGCGCUUCCGGAUCCCUAUUCGAGUGUGCGUUUCAUAAUCUGGACGUCAGUGAUGCGUUGAUCUCACAUUCUCACUAA
Molecule: messenger RNA, 486 nt
Organism: Protopolystoma xenopodis
Lineage: Eukaryota; Metazoa; Platyhelminthes; Monogenea; Polystomatidea; Polystomatidae
Source: the annotation of a GenBank genome assembly